Messenger RNA from Aegilops tauschii subsp. strangulata, 1149 nucleotides. RefSeq lists its product as uncharacterized. The record is from RefSeq and is a predicted model, not a curated record. Gene Ontology annotation, biological process: regulation of gene expression. NCBI's taxonomy places the organism in Eukaryota, Viridiplantae, Streptophyta, Magnoliopsida, Poales, Poaceae.
CCGUCCCACACCACCACCACUUCACCGGAGCAGGAACAUAGAACCACCUCCACCGACCGACGGGAGGAAAGAAACAAGGCCGACCGACGAUGCGGGCGAGCUGCAACGGCUGCCGGGCCCUGCGCAAGGGCUGCGCCGACGACUGCACCAUCCGCCCCUGCCUCACCUGGAUCCGGGGCGCCGACGCGCAGGCCAACGCCACCGUCUUCCUCGCCAAGUUCUACGGCCGCGCGGGGCUGCUCAACCUCCUCGCCGCCGGCACCGACCCCGCCCUCCGCCCGGCGCUCUUCCGCUCGCUGCUCUACGAGGCGUGCGGCCGGGUGGCCAACCCCGUCUACGGCGCCACCGGGCUCUUCACGACGGGCCAGUGGGAGGCGUGCCAGGACGCCGUCCAGGCCGUGUUCGAGGGCCGCCGCAUCCCCGUCCCGUCCGGGGCCGUCAGGCAUCCCGGCUUCGUGGCGGCGUUCGACGUCCGCCGCCAUGUGCCCAGGCCCAAUGUCGUCCCUGCGCCUGCACAAGCCCCCGGCCCGCUCGGCGUCUCGCGCGCUGGGCGCACCAUGUUCAAGCGCGCGCCCUCCUCUUCGACGGACAAACCCAGGAUCUCCUCCGGCGCCAAGCGCGGCGAGCACGACGCUGACCUCGAGCGCGUGCCGAGCCAUGGCGAGUCGGCCGGCAGCCACGACCACGUCGAAGACGACGGCGUGGCAGUGGCAGUGGCAGUGGCAGCCAAGCAGGUGAUGGGAGAGUCGGGGGACACCGAGGCUGAGGCGGCCUCGCACGUCAGCCAAGCAGAGCAGAACCCCCCAGUGCCGCAGCUGGCCCGGGAAGACGACGACGAAAUUGGACUGGAGCUGACGCUCGGGUUUGGGCCGUCAACGCGCGUGCUGAGGUCGCCGCCGGCGCGCUCCGACGCGGCCAGCAGCUCGGGCGCCGAGUGCGGCCACAUCGGCCUGCUGCUUGAGCUGCCGGUGUGAGAGAAGAGACGCGGCCACAGGGCCGUCCUUCGUACUGCUAGCUGUGAGAGAGAGAGAGAGAGAGAGAGAGAGAGACAAAAAUGGCAGUUUUAGGAUCAAUGUGAGUAUUAGAGAAGAAUAAUGCAGUAUCUGAAACCUGGAAAUUUUCAAAUUAAAUUCAAGAAGUUUUUGUGUA